UCAUAUUGAGUUGUGUGGUCAUGAUAAUGAAAUUCUGAUAAUGCAUGAAUUCCUCAAGAGACAUAGUUGUCUUGGAGAGACGAAUCAAACUUGUGGUAUUACAUUUACCACGUGUUUAUUUUCAACAACAGUUGAAUCAAUGUCAGGUUAUUAGCGCAUUGUUUACAACCAUUAACCCAGAAUUGGAGGUUGUAAUGUGUGGGAGCCGUCUAGUUUAUCAGCAAGAUUUACGAGACUUGAUCCGUUCAUUGACUGCGGCUGCAAGAAAGUUUGGGGAACAUGUCCUUACUCAACUUUGUUCCCUGGCCUGCACUCAAACUGAUGAUCAGAUCAUUGCAGUGGAAGGAGAAAUGCCCAUCAAUUGUGAUUCCUCUUCUCAAAGAAGUACAGCACAAGUACCGGAACAAGCUUUAACUUCAAUAAUGAGGCUGAAAAGUUAUAGAUGCUAUCUCCGGCAAAAGCAAGUUUUUGUAAAUUCUGAACCUACCCCAUUAGUUCACUCCGGAUCAGUAAUACCAGUCCAUGCCAAAUGCUGUCUUUUCGAAUGCAGUGAGAGGAACUUUGGGAAUGAAGCAGAAGAAAACACAAAGUCGUCAUGUCAUCAUGUACGUAUAAUGGCUGAAACUCAACUGUACGGUAGCUAUAGUUCAUUUCAGCUGAAAACAUCCCUCCAGUUGUUACUUAAACACUCCAAGGUGGCCACUCUCAGUCUUGGUGGACAUACAAUUUCUGCUUUCAAGAAGUUUGAUCCAUCCUCCGCAUCCAAUAUUAUUUGUUUCUCUGAUAAGGAAAUUCCAGUGUGGUUCAGAAAUGAGAUGUCGUAUCAGAUGUCUUCUAGGUCCAGGGUGGGAAUCAAACUACCUCCAAGAUUGCUUGAGGAUAGGAAUUGGAGAGGACUUGGUGUAUGUGUUGCCUUUGAAGUUCAUGACCAGAUUGCAACUACCUCCCCAGGGCCGGUCAAACUUCUCUGUCACUUGAGAGCCAAGGACAACUAUUGCUUGAAUCCUAUCCCCAUGUGUUCCAUAACAGAAGAGAGAUACAAGUCAUUGCAUCUUGGUAGAUUCAUUUGGCUAACCUACAUACCCCGUAUUUUGCUAACAGAGCUCAAUGUGGUCAGUGAUGUAGAGGCCAGAAUCUAUGUUAGUUGCAGAGGCUUGAGAGUGGAGAAGUGUGGUAUACGUCUGUUGUACCGGCAAGAAGAGGUGGAGUUUGAGGAAAUAAUAAGGGAGUGCUGGACUUCUUUCUUUGAUAAUCUGUCUUUUAUCCGUCAACUUGUAGAAGCAGAUGAUCAAAAUGAUCAACUAUGGACAAGGCAUGAACCUCCAAUGCUUGAAGGCCAUAUCAAGGUCUUUGAUCCAGAUUUAAUAUAUAAUGCAAUUCCCCAUUCUAAUGAAAUUCCGGAGUGGUUCGGGCGUGGCAUUGACCCCUGGCCUGACUGCUGGAGCUGGAGAUUCCAGUUACCACCGUCUUUGAAUGGAACAAAUUGGAUAGGAUUGGCUAUCUGUGCAUCAUAUCUUAUUAGCAGAGACUAUCUGUUGGAAAGUAUUUCCUGCCCCUUUAUUUUAAAAUUGGAAACUAGAAACAAUGGUUUGUCAUCUUCGCAUCGGUAUCAAAUGAGCAAUGAAGAAUCCGAGUUCUUAAAGCAUUGUGACCACAUUGGGAGGAAUGUCGCUGGUGAAUUCAUCUGGCUCUCCUACAUUCCGCGACGCUGGUUUCUACAUCAGCUAAAUGAUGAGUCUGCCCUCAAUGUUUCAGUGACUCGAAUGUGGUGGAAGCCGGAGAAGAUCAGCCUCCGUUUUUUGUACGCGCAUGAGGGGGAAGAGUUUAAGCAGCUCUGUUGCAGUCUUCAUGGAUCCCCUCCCCAACAGUAA
Fragaria vesca subsp. vesca is the source of this 1871-nucleotide messenger RNA. RefSeq lists its product as uncharacterized. The transcript has 3 exons. Lineage: Eukaryota; Viridiplantae; Streptophyta; Magnoliopsida; Rosales; Rosaceae. The record is from RefSeq and is a predicted model, not a curated record. Bases 45 to 1871 code for a protein of 608 amino acids.